AUGGCCGAUAAUAACAAGGCCAGGUCUGCACCUGGCGGAAAUUCGGAGGAAAUUGGAGCGUUUGAAGGCGCUGAUGAGGAUGACCAGGGUUCUGAGCAUGCUGAAUGUGUUGAAGAAAUGGUGUUUCAACAGUUAGUUGCCCCACCAGAAAAUCAAUGGUAUCAUGGAAGACUAGAUAGAAGGAUAGCAGAGAAGAGGCUGAAUGACAGGCAGCAGCUUGGUGACUACUUGAUCAGAGAAAGCGAGAGCAAACCAGGUUCUUACGUCCUGUCUUAUUUUGGAAAAACAGGCAUAAACCAUUUCAGAAUUACGGCCAUGUCUGGAGAUUUUUAUAUCGGUGGCCGUCAGUUUGACACCCUGUCGGAUCUGAUAGGUUACUACACUAAGAUAUCGUACCUGCUUAAAGGUGAACAGUUGGUGACACCUGUACCACCCCCGGAGCCAGUGGAUGACAGACGGAAGGUGAUUGCAAUUUUCCCCUACUGCAAAAUGCAUGACACAGAUGAACUUAGUUUUGAGAAAGGAGAUAUAUUUGUUGUGAAUAAUGAAAUGGGUGACGGUUGGUUAUGGGUGUGGUCUCAGCGCACGGGAGAAGAGGGGCAGGUCUAUGAAGAAUUGGUAGAAGAUCUGAAUGGAAACCUAGAUCCUGUUGAAAGUUUGCCAUAUUUCCAUCCAAAGAUUACCAAAGAUGAAGCUGUGUCAAAGCUCAGACAAGCUGGUCCCAACAGCUUCCUUGUGCGUUCAAGUGACAACUCACCGGGCAACUAUACUUUAUUUUUCUUGUGUAAACAAACUGUACAGAGGUUCAAGAUUGAGAAGGUUGGGCGCCAGCUCAUCAUGGGUGGAAGAUAUUUUGAUGAUAUGGGAAGUAUAAUAAGCCGAUACAAGAAGGAGGAAAUUGUUGAAGGCCAUACUUUGAAUACGCCAGUUACUCGGCCCAAGACUGACAUGCCGGAAAAAUUUCCUCUGUUGGCUAAACUUGAGCACCAGAGUUCCGCCGAGGAUAUUUACGCAUCUAUACGUCUCAGUACGGGGCCCAAUCGUCUGAUGGGUAGGAAGGAUAGGAUAGAAUGUAUUGGCUACCUCCAAAAGAGAAGCAAUAAAAGUAAGAAAUGGAAAAGUUUUUAUUUCAUACUGAACGGAAGUAACAGGGAACUUUGCUUCUUUGAAAAUGAAAAACGCUCAAAAUCAAAAGGUUUAAUAGAUUUAAACUACAGUGAACUUUAUCCAGUUGAUGACAGCUUCUUUGGCAGGCCCAACUGUUUUCAGCUGGUCACAAAUGCCUUACAAGAUUAUCAAAUAUAUUACCUAUGUGCCGAAAAUGCAGACCUCGCCACAAGUUGGAUAAACGUACUGAAGGAGCACUGUGUGAACACACAGAUGACGCGGAUACAGAAGAGGUCAACUGUUCUCAAAGAGCUACGUAGUCUUUCAGUGGAGGUGAUAGAAUGUCGAAAUAUCCCUACGAAAUACCUGUCUCAUCCAUUCUGUGUUAUAACCCUGAACAGCGUGAAAGUUUGCCGCACUCGCGAUGUGGAUACCACAAAUCUUUUCUGGCAAGAGGAUUUCACACUUGAUGAUAUACCCGGUGAUGUUAGAUAUAUAUCAGUGAAGAUAUUCAAUCACAGCAAACGGUCUAAAGAUACAGAAGUUGCCCAUAUAACGAUACCACUCGUAGAGUUUGAUAACGGAGAGCUCAUUGACAAGUGGUAUACACUACAACCGCAUGCUGCUGUACGAUGUGAUAUGGGGUCCAUUCGACUACGCACACGCUACAUUCACCAGGUCAUUAUGCCGGAAGAACAGUAUACUAGUCUCAAAGAUUUAAUACUGAAUGACUUUGGAAACAUUCUCACGCUAGCUGAAGUGUGUGGGAAUCACCGAGUGUCACUGGCUAAAGCUUUGCUGAAUUUGUUCAGACACGAGAGACAGGUACAGGUGCUGUUGAAAAACAUCAAUGAUUACUAUAUAGCCAAAGAAGAUGAAGUAUCAACAUUAUUUCGAGGAUCUACAUUGGCAACAACAUUAAUGGACCAGUACAUGAAAAUGAUUGGUACUGAGUUUGUUCAUGCAGCCAUCAAAGGACCUGUUUGUAAAAUAUGUGAAAGCAAGCAGAGCUGUGAGUUAAACAAACAGUUUCUGGAUAAUCCAUCAGAAUUGCCAAGCAAUACAGAUCAUUUUGUGGACUUUCUCACUGAAAUGGUCGAGUCCAUUUUUAAAUCCACAGAAAGUUGUCCCAAAGUUUUACGUUAUAUAUGUGGCAGAUUACAAAAAACAGUUUCAGCCAAGUGGCCUGAAGACGAAAGUGUUAGAACAAGAGUAGUCAGCGGUUUUGUGUUCCUACGCCUUCUCUGUCCUGCCAUCUUACACCCAAAGUCUUUUAAUCUGAUCACUGAAACUCCGUCAGAAACAGCUGUAAGAACAUUAAAGCUGAUUGCGAAAGCUUUACAGAAUCUGGCAAACCUUGUCGAGUUUGGUGUAAAAGAACAGUUUAUGACUUGCGUAAAUCCGUUCAUUAAGAACAACAAGGCAAGAAUGGUGGAGUUUCUAGAUAAACUAUCUAAUGUGUCGGAGUGUGUAGAAAUCCAUGAUAAUGCUAUAGGUGAUCUGUCUCGUGAUUUAGCCACUAUACAUCAGAUUUGUGCCACACAUGUUGAAGAUCUCAGGAAACGCUCAGAUUCACAGGUUUGCCACUAAAUGCCUUUAUCAUGAGCAGUUAGAUUAAAGGAAAUGAGGAGUGAUAAAUUUUGGGUUCUGCAAAUGUUGUGUGAUAUUCUCGAAAGAGGAAUUGAAAGGCAUGCAUAAAUUUAAGCACAAACAACAGUGUUUUAUAGAGCUGAAACUUUGAUCUUUUGAAAUAAUUUCACACAAAUGUUCUUUCGGCAGUAGCCAAAACAAACAGGUUUUAAACUUCCACUGACAGGAUAUCAAGAAUAUUCAAACUAACAUUUAUUUUACGAAAGAAAGCAUGGCAAAUUAACAUAACUCGGCUAGCUUCCUCUUCUAAUGUGGUUGAACAAGGCCAUGCAAAUGUUGUGUGAUGUUUUAGAAAGAGGAAUUGAAAGGCAUUCAUAAAUUUAAGCACAAACAACAGUGUAUUUAUACAGCUGAAACUUUGAUCUUUUGAAAAAAUUUCACAAAAUGUUCUUUCGGCAGUAGCCUAAACAAACAGGUUUUAAACUUCCACCUACAGGAUAUCA
Mercenaria mercenaria is the source of this 3200-nucleotide messenger RNA. RefSeq names its product ras GTPase-activating protein 1-like. Bases 1 to 2697 code for a protein of 898 amino acids. Gene Ontology annotation, molecular function: protein binding. The record is from RefSeq and is a predicted model, not a curated record. Gene Ontology annotation, biological process: regulation of GTPase activity. Lineage: Eukaryota; Metazoa; Mollusca; Bivalvia; Venerida; Veneridae. The transcript has 21 exons.